Mucor velutinosus is the source of this 1314-nucleotide messenger RNA. RefSeq lists its product as uncharacterized. The record is from RefSeq and is a predicted model, not a curated record. Gene Ontology annotation, biological process: regulation of DNA-templated transcription. The transcript has 3 exons. The coding region runs from base 1 to 1314 and encodes 437 amino acids. Gene Ontology annotation, molecular function: DNA-binding transcription factor activity, RNA polymerase II-specific; zinc ion binding. NCBI's taxonomy places the organism in Eukaryota, Fungi, Mucoromycota, Mucoromycetes, Mucorales, Mucoraceae.
AUGCCUUUUGAAUCGCCUCCUACCUCAUCCUCAUCCUCAUCCUCAUCGCACAGCCAACAGCAACCAUAUCAACAUGUCAAUCAACAGCAACAACAACCACAGCAAAAAGUGUCAGUGGGCCGACUAAAUUCGCUCAAGAAAUCCUGCGAGCAAUGUAGAAAACGACGACGUGUCUGCAACUCGGAAAGACCCUGCGCUCACUGCAAAGAGGCAAAUCAAGAUUGCGUUUACAGCGUAGUGACAGACCAUUCUCGAGGCGUCUUUUCAACGCAGGCAGCUCGAAGACUCAGUUCAGGAUCAGCUUGUGAGACAUGUAGAAGAAGAAAGACAAAAUGUGAUGGAGCAAGUCCAUGUAAUUUCUGUGCAACGAACAAUAUUGAUUGUGUAAACAAUUCAGAGCGAAGACAUGUUAAUAAGCACCAUGGUGGCGGCAAAUCGACCAUCACUGGCGCAACAACAGCGGUUGCUCCAGGUGAAGCCAUGGAUCGUAUUGAAGAUAGACUCAGACGUAUUGAAAGACUAAUGACUGCAUUCACGCCCAGCCCUCUUUCCACCCCUUCAUUGCUCAUCACAAAUGAUCCUCAUCAUCUAAAAACAGGUGGUAGUCAUAAGGUCAGGCCUUGUCGUCAUUCCGUGCAAGGCAUCAAUGUAGCCAAAGAGCAAUUGGAGCUGAAGAGCAAAUACGAAAUCAAGCGACGAGCUUCGCCUUAUUCAUCGCCCACACGCUAUGGCUCACUUUCCCCGCCUCCUCAUCCAUCCACACCUCCUCCGCUGCCUCCUACAUCACCCGCGACAACAAGCCCAGUUUCGAUCAUGCGACCAUCCAAUUCACAAACAAGUAUAGCACAUUCCAUGCUCAACCUCUCGAUUUCGCCCUCCUCAUCGUCCACCAUGUCCAGUGGCGUAAACCUGAGCCAACCUUAUCCACUCGCUUCCACUUCAUCACCCUCUAUAUCCACACAGUCCCCCAUGUCCAUGUGGCCACUGUCACCACCCUCUUCUUCGGGAAGCACUAGCAAGCGGCAUGAACUGGAUAAGUUUUUGAUGGAGCAGCAGCAACAGCAACAGCAACAGCAUCUGCCAAGUCCACCGACCUCUGCACGCAGUACAUCGUCCCUUAAGCAGCAGCACGAUCACACCAAUGAAUGGAAGACUUCAGGUGCGAUUCCUAGUUUGAUGGAUCAACUCUCUAAAAGAACAUUUGCUACAUCAGCAGUAGAUUACACCAUUACACAUUAUCCCAUUUAUCCACUCACUCCACCGCCGAGUCAGUCUCGUACCUCGCCAUCAUUGCAACGACCCACAUCCUCAUAG